UUACAUACAAGUCUAUUACGUAGCGAAGCGAGCAUUCAUGUACAAAUUUAUACGCAGCAUAAGAACUGUCAAAUGCUCUCGAUAAUCAAUCUAAUAAUUGACAUUACGAAUUAUAAUUAGAUUUAUUUAUCCAUCAUUAAAAGAUUACACGUUUUUAUUUGGUUUUGACUUUACUUAAGAUAAUAAGUAAUAUUAAGGAAAAAAAAAUGUUAGUAGAAUAAAAUACUUGUUCGAGCAUAGUGUGAUACAACAUCGUCAUUCUCGUUACAGUAUCAUUAAUUGUGCUUGUCUUCAAAUUUUGGAUUCUUAGAGGAAUAUAGAACCAAAUUAUAAGAGUAUUAUCAUCAAAAUGGAGAACAAUAAAUUGGAUGUAAUAAUAUUUGGUGCUACUGGAUUUAGUGGAAAGUAUGUGGUUAAAGAAGCAGCACGUUAUGUUAAAGAAAAUAAUUUUACUUUUGGAGUAGCUGGGCGCAGGAAAGAGGCACUAGAAUCCGUUCUUAAAGAAUAUGCACCAGAUCUUAAUAUUCCUAUCAUUAUUGCGGAUGUAAAAGAUGAACAAUCUAUUAAAAAAAUGGUAGAAAAAGCAAAAGUGCUAAUAAAUUGUAGCGGUCCAUUUGCUUUUUGUGGAGAACCUGUUAUUAAAGCUUGUAUAGCUACAAAAACUCACUACGUUGAUAUAAGCGGAGAAACUAUGUUCAUAGAAGAAAUGCAGUUGAAGUAUAACGAAGCGGCAAAAAAAGCUGGUGUCUAUAUUAUAAGUGCUUGUGGUUUUGAUAGCAUUCCUUCAGAUCUUGGUAUCAUAUUUACACAACAAAAGUUUGACGGGGAAGUUAAUAGCAUUGAAGAAUACUUCAGUAUACCAGACCAUGUAAAGUUUAGCAAACCUAUAUUAAACUUUACAACUUUGGAAAGUUUUAUUAAUGUAUUGGGCAACAUUGAUAAAUUACGUGAAAAUCGUAGGAAACUAUUUUCCAAAAAAUUACCGGAACUUAAGCCGAAAUUAAAUACAAAACGUUGGCUUCCGCACAAAUCUCCUUUUACAAAUAAUUAUUCAGUGUUAUUCAGUGGUCCAGAUUAUUCAAUAGUUCAUCGCACGCAAAGAUUUUUGUAUCAAGAAUAUAAUCAAAGACCUGCUCAGGUUGCAAUAUAUUUAAGUAUCAAAACCAAAUUUCUAACGAAAAUUAUUGGAAUAAUACUUCUAUUAAUAAAUCUUAUUCUUACAAAAUUUUCAUUCGGGCGCAGUUUAAUAUUGAAGUAUCCCGAACUAUUUACUUACGGGCUUGUGAGCCACAAAGAGCCAAGUGAAGAAUCAAUAAACAAGAUUGAAAUAUGUAUAACUUUCUUAACGCGUGGUUGGACUGAAAAAUUAAGCGAACCUUCCGACGUUCAUUCCGAUCCACCAAAUAAGGAGAUGAUUACAAAAGUUACUUGUACCAAUGUAUAUUAUAUUACUGCUAUUAGCGUAUUGUUAAGCGCUCUUACUAUUUGUAAGGAAGCUGAUAAAAUGCCUCAAGGUGGAGGGGUUCUUACUGCUGGUGCUGCAUUUAGUAAGACUUCUUUGAUCAAUAAAUUAAACAAUCAGGGUCUUAAAUUUGAAGUUGUUUCAUCCAUUGAAAAAUGAAGGUAUUAUUAUUAUGUUCUGAUGUAAAGUACAUAAUUCAAUAUGUUUUCUUUCGUCAUUGAACAUUUAUUUUCGCUUUUA
This is a messenger RNA of Polistes canadensis, 1702 nucleotides long. RefSeq names its product saccharopine dehydrogenase-like oxidoreductase. The transcript has 8 exons. Lineage: Eukaryota; Metazoa; Arthropoda; Insecta; Hymenoptera; Vespidae. Bases 350 to 1621 code for a protein of 423 amino acids. Gene Ontology annotation, cellular component: mitochondrion; plasma membrane; lipid droplet. Gene Ontology annotation, biological process: glycolipid biosynthetic process. The record is from RefSeq and is a predicted model, not a curated record.